CAAGCCCUGAGCCAGCGCCGCAAAUGAACCGGAACCCUUCUUAGAACAUCAUGCACCACCACGCCCCAGGCUCAUCCCCCCGACUCUUUCAUCCGCCUUGCUACCCGUCCUUCUCCCCUUCGCUCCACUCCCCAUCGCCAUCGCCAUCGCCAUCACCCAUCGCGAGCCCAUGCACGAGACUGCCAUCACGGCCGCGGCCCCUUAACCUCCACGUUUGCCGUUGGCCCAGCCACAAGACCUUGGGCAGGCGCGCCGACAAUACGCAACGCUGACUGACAAUAAAAUCCCUGGGCCCGCCCACGAACCACGAACCACGCCAUCAACCCAACACUCCGCCAUCGCAGAGCGCCUUUUCCCGCAACACCAUCAUCGUCGCCCGCUGCGACAUCUGCCAAAAUGCCGGCUCCCACGCCAAAGACCAAGACAGUCAUCCUCAAGCUGUCUCCGGACAGCCUGCUGAGUUUCCCCCAUGAGCCAGUCUCAUCACGAAAGCCAUCACAGUCGCGCUCAAAGUCGACUUCCUCAUCGGAAACACCCAUUCCGGCCGCCGUCGAGCCACCGACGCCCUCCGAGAACCCGUCCGAGUCCGCUGCCACGCCCGUCGUCAACGGCUCGAGCACACCAUCGAGCACGCUGGCACCGCCAGCUGCCGGGUCCAAGCGAAAAGGGAUCCCCGGCCCAAAGCCAGGGACCAAGAGGGGUGCGGCAGCCCUCACUCCAGAUGGCCUCCCUCGCCCGCGAGGCAAGCCAGGCCCGAAAAAGAAACAGAAACUAGGCGAUAUGAUCAACGACCCACUCGCCAAAGGCCCCUUCGCCGCUUCCGCACCUGCCCAGAAGCUCGGCCCAAAGGCCAACCAAGGCGCCAUCAACGCGGGUCUCCGUGCCCUCGACCGGACUGGAAAACCUUGCAGGAAGUGGGAGAAGAAGGUGUUCUCAGUCAAAAGCUUUACUGGUGUCCAUUGGACGGUCCCCAGCUGGCGAGCACCCAAGCGAUCUGCUGUCUUUGCCGAAGACGUCAAGAGCGACACGACAGGAUCAAGCGACAGCAAGGUCAAGGACGAGAGUAGCGCAAUCAGCGAGAAGAGCACUAGCAAUGUCGAUGGCGAUGCUACGCCCAUGGCUCCGCCGCCGGUCAACGGCUUAAUGAGCUCACCCCCUCCUGUCGCUGCCGCUUCGUAGGCGUGCUUCCACUAUUCUACAUAGUAUAGCUGCUUCCGAUGCCUUCUCAAGCAUUGACACUCACCGCCACACCGUCACACCGCC
Messenger RNA from Lindgomyces ingoldianus, 1263 nucleotides. RefSeq lists its product as uncharacterized. Lineage: Eukaryota; Fungi; Ascomycota; Dothideomycetes; Pleosporales; Lindgomycetaceae. The record is from RefSeq and is a predicted model, not a curated record. Gene Ontology annotation, biological process: chromatin remodeling. The transcript is spliced from 2 exons. Gene Ontology annotation, cellular component: Ino80 complex. The coding region runs from base 397 to 1179 and encodes 260 amino acids.